AAAAUUCCGAGCGAACAUAUGCUACUAAACUACGCAAUCCCCUUGCGGGAAGGCGCUGUUUAGCAGGCUUCAUCCAGUCUACCAUCUAUCCCCUGGUUGCCUUCCCAAAUACUACUCUCUCAUUUCUCUUCUUCUUCGCUCAUCACUCAACUUUCACUCAAAAAAUCUUCAACUCUCUCUCUCUCUCUCUCUAAACAAUGUCUUAUGUGCCCCCCCAUCUCAGGAACUGUACUACCACCAAAACCACCACCUCCACAACCCUAGAACCUUCCACUACUCAGUACCAGAGUUUCAACUCUCACUCCUCUCAGCUUCAUCAAUUCAAAACCGCCGCCGCCGCCAACGGAAGUAGCAGAAACAACAACAGCAGCAACAGCAACAACUCAGCUUCCGUCUUCUCCAAUGCGGCUCGCCGGAGCUCCGUCAAUCUCGUGCCCGACCCCGUCUUGUCGCAGUGGAAGCCCUCCGAACGCGUCCUCGCUCUCACUCCUGAACAGACUCAAGAGGUCCGGCUACGGCUUAAUGUCGAUGUUGCUGUACCUUCAGAAUCCUCUCCUGCACCACCACCAAUUGAAUCCUUUACAGACAUGUGCUUGGACUCAAGCAUCAUGAAGGAUAUUGCCUUUCAUGAGUACAGUACACCCACUUCUAUUCAGGCCCAAGCCAUGCCAGUUGCUCUUGCUGGUAGGGAUCUUCUGGGUUGCGCAGAAACUGGUAGUGGUAAAACUGCUGCAUUCGCCAUUCCUAUGAUACAGCAUUGCUUGGCUCAGCCACCUGUUCGCCGUGGUGAUGGGCCUUUGGCAUUGGUAUUGGCUCCAACGAGAGAGCUUGCCCAACAGAUAGAGAAAGAGGUUAAAGCUUUUAGCAGAUCUCUGGAGUCCUUCAAAACUGCAAUAGUUGUGGGUGGAACAAACAUUGCUGAGCAGAGGUCUGAGCUACGAGCAGGAGUGAAUAUAGUGGUUGCUACCCCUGGAAGAUUUAUUGACCACUUACAGCAAGGGAACACUUCUCUAUCUAGAAUUUCAUAUGUUGUUUUAGAUGAGGCUGAUAGAAUGCUGGAUAUGGGUUUUGAACCACAAAUUAAAGAGGUUAUGCGUAAUCUUCCAGAAAAGCAUCAAACUUUGUUGUUUAGUGCAACCAUGCCAGUGGAGAUUGAAUCACUUGCACAGGAGUACCUGACUGAUCCAGUGCGAGUAAAGGUGGGAAAGGUGAGCAGCCCAACAGCAAAUGUAGCCCAAUUUUUGGAGAAGGUUUCUGAGAAUGAGAAGAUGGACCGGCUCCUAACGCUUCUUGUUCAGGAGUCCACUCAAGCUGAAAGAUCGGGCCACCCAUUUCCUUUGACCAUUGUUUUUGUCGAGAGGAAGACGAGGUGUGAUGAAGUUGCAGACGCAUUGGUAGCACAAGGUUUGCAUGCAGUUGCUCUUCACGGGGGCCGCAGUCAAAGCGAAAGAGAGGCUGCCCUUCGUGAUUUUAGGAAUGGCUCUACAAACAUUUUGGUUGCCACAGAUGUUGCAUCUCGUGGUUUGGAUGUGACUGGAGUUGCUCAUGUUUUGAAUCUUGAUCUUCCCAAGGCCAUGGAGGACUAUGUACACCGUAUUGGAAGGACAGGGCGUGCAGGAUCAACAGGACGAGCUACUUCAUUUUGCACUGAUCGUGAUAUGUUCCUUGUGGCACAAAUAAAGAAAGCAAUUGCAGAUGUUGAAUCUGGUAACACUGUGGCCUUCGCAACCGGCAAGGUUGCUAGAAGGAAGGAGAGAGAAGCAGCUGCUGCACAGAAAGAGGCAAUUGCAGUGUCUAGACUCUCUUCGAUGGGACCCACGUCAAUCAAGGUAGAGGACAAGUAUAGAUACAUGAUAACUCCGUCACUGGUCAAGGCUGAAGGAUCGGCCGAUGGUGCUUGGGAUGACUGAUGAAGUUCUGUGUUGAGCAUUAACUGGCUUCCUCAUGGUCAAGGACCCAAAGAAUGACAUUGGUGUAUCGCUUGUGGGUUCGGGCUUGAAGUGCAAAACGAGCUGAAGGUGGCUUGCUUGUGAGUUUACAUUUCACUCUCUCAUUGUAUAAAACGAGCUGAAGGUGGCUUGCUUGUGAGUUUACAUUAAAGGAGGAUACAUUAAAGGAGGACUAGGCACAACGUUUUUUUUUUUUUUUUUAAGUCUUGUAGGCUUUGGAUACAAUAUUGUAGCUGCCAGAUGCUGAAAAAAGAAGCUAGUUUUGCGGAGAACCUUUUUUUGUGCAAAAAUCCUGAUGUAUGCCAAGGGUUUUUAUCUAGUAAAGUGAAAGCUCACCUUGCGUUUUAAUUUUGGAUAUAUAGGGCUUUGUUCGGACAAAAACAAAGAGAAUAGGUUUUUGUGAGGAUACUUUUUUCCAGAUCCGGGUAUCCUGUAGGGCAGCCUGCCCUACAGAAUAGGUCCAUUUCGGCAAUGGACAAUUCAAAUCAAUAGGAGCUCAGAUUAAAUCUAAGCCUUCUGUGCCGAAAUGAAUGGUCGAAUCGGCUGUAGUGCAAUUGUGCACUACAAGAAACCCCAAUCCCGUUUUUCGACCCUUUACCUUUUACUUUUCUUUCCUAUUUGUAUUAGCCUAAAUCCAAAAUCCAAGCACAAUCUAAGUGAAUAGAGCAUGAUUCGAAAUUUCAUCACGAGAUAUAAAAAUAGUCCCCCUCUGUUCAAUAUUGGAUGCCAAUUUUUGAAAUUGUGUCAAUUUCAAUUCCUUAUAUCUUUCAGCAUAAGUUUCAAAAAAUAUGUAAAAUAUGAAUCUUGUUUGAUAGUUUUUCAUUCUAUUAUACAAAAUUUUCAAACUCAUGAAAAUUAUUAUAAAAUGAAAGAUAAGUAAUAAAAAAAUAGCACAAAUUUCAAAAGCUAUCAUCUUUUGGGACAGAGGGAGUAAUAGAGAAGGGAAAUUGCAGGUGGAACCCUAAAAGGAUUAUAUAUGGAAGUUGCAUUCGUCCAGUAAGCAUUGUCGUGAGUAACAAGAAUUUUUCCCCGCUCAAAUUUUGAUGAGGUGCUACAUAAAACUGACCAGUGGAACCAUUCCCAUUCCCAUGGGGCACAAUUAUCCCUCAUUUUGGUGAACAGGAUUUCUUUGGCAGAUUUAUCCCAUGUUUUCAAUAACAAGAAUAAACAUAGCCCACAGUACAAAAAAAAAGAGAGAAGAAACAUAGCCCGAAAAAUUUGGGCAAAAAGAACCUACCAUCACAUGCACAAUUACGACCAUAGCAUUAGCAGAGUGUAACAAAAGGGAAUAUCAUCACAUAGCAAAAACACCAAAAUUAAGUAACAACUUCGAUGAACACUGCUGAACACAAUGGUUGUUGACAUCUCAAACAGUCUGAAAAACCUUCGGAUGACAAAAGAAAUAUAACCUGCCAGAUCAUGUUCCAGUCUUCCGGCGGCCCACACGCGCCACAAAACCGGCCUUGAUUGGAGCAACUGAUCGCCCAGACCC
Molecule: messenger RNA, 3441 nt
Organism: Rhododendron vialii
Lineage: Eukaryota; Viridiplantae; Streptophyta; Magnoliopsida; Ericales; Ericaceae
Product: DEAD-box ATP-dependent RNA helicase 20-like
Exons: 15
Coding region: 198-1910 (570 amino acids)
Molecular function (GO): nucleic acid binding; ATP binding; RNA helicase activity
Source: RefSeq, a predicted model, not a curated record